Messenger RNA from Aaosphaeria arxii CBS 175.79, 2717 nucleotides. RefSeq names its product cysteine proteinase. The record is from RefSeq and is a predicted model, not a curated record. Gene Ontology annotation, molecular function: cysteine-type deubiquitinase activity; cysteine-type endopeptidase activity. The coding region runs from base 260 to 2485 and encodes 741 amino acids. NCBI's taxonomy places the organism in Eukaryota, Fungi, Ascomycota, Dothideomycetes, Pleosporales. Gene Ontology annotation, cellular component: cytosol; nucleus. The transcript is spliced from 4 exons. Gene Ontology annotation, biological process: protein deubiquitination.
CUCCACCACCCAUGCUCAGCGAUAUCAUCAUCAUCCUACCGUUUCAACCGUUGUUGGCGUCCUGCCAAUCCUUCGUCCCUGUCUGCGCCAACACCCAUACCCACGCCCGCCUCCCCAGCCGUCUUCGCGCCGCUUAAGUACGAAUGCUUGUCUAUCUCCGGGCCUCAUCUGUUCAUCGCUUCUCCCCACUCUAGCAUUCUUCCCUCCUCUCCUCUCUCUCCUGCCCGUCCGUCCUCCCAUCUCCUCCUCUUCUCCGGCCAUGACUUCAUUCUUCGGUAGAUUCAAAGGGAACGCUGGUCCAGCGAGUCCAGCUUCCAGCGCUCCCCCAGUCAAGAAAGAUCCAAACGCCCCACAGCCCACGCCUCUCGAGAAACUCCUCACCGACGCUGGUCCUUUGCGCGCAGAUGGCAGCGACAAAUUCUUUGGUUACGAGAAUUUCGGCAGUACAUGUUACUGCAAUUCCAUAGUACAAUGUCUAUACUACUCAGUCCCGUUCAGGGAACAGGUCAUCAACUUCCCUUCGCGAUCCCCACCCGAAGCCCUCGAACGACCUGCCAACGCUCCGUUACCUCGCCUCGAUACCGACAUCGCACCCGCCACAAAUGGUCAGAACUCGGCCCUCUCACCCAAGGGCAGAAACUCCAUGUCGGCGCCCAGCGCUCCCGCCGGUCGAAAGCCAUCGUUGACGCCCGUGAACCCUAUGGGUGGACCGCCACCCACCAAGCCCGAGGAUAACAAGGAUUCCCCAGAGUACAAGAAGAAGGCAGCCAUGGCGGCAGGUCCCAUCCUUGAUAUGAACUACGAGAACUCCAGUGCAUACGGAAUGCCCGAGUCCCUGUUCACAUCGCUGAAGGACAUCUUCGAGGCCGUCAUCGCCCACCGUUCGCGCAUUGGCGUGGUGAGCCCCAACAAGUUCUUGGAGAUUCUACGAAGGGACAACGAGAUGUUUAGGACCCCAAUGCACCAGGACGCCCACGAGUUCCUCAACCUCCUGUUGAACGAGGUGGUCGAUAACGUCGAGAAAUUCUCCAAAGCAGAACAGAGCCGGAUAACGGAAGUAGAUGGCACCGAAGCGAACGGCACGACGGUAACAAAUGGAGUCACGCAUCCUGACAAGACAUCAGCCGGAGCCCUGAGCAACAUUGGCUGGGUCCACGAUCUCUUCGAGGGCACUUUGACUUCCGAAACGAGAUGUCUCACUUGCGAAAAGACGUCACAGAGGGACGAAGUGUUCCUCGAUCUCUCAGUCGACCUAGAUCAGCAUUCGUCUGUGACGAGCUGUCUGCGAAAGUUCUCCGAGGAGGAAAUGCUCUGCGAGCGCAACAAGUUCCAUUGCGACAAUUGUGGAGGACUGCAAGAAGCUGAGAAGAGGAUGAAGAUUAAACGAUUGCCGAGGAUUCUGGCAUUGCACCUGAAACGUUUCAAAUACACCGAGGACCUGCAGCGAUUACAAAAGCUUUUUCACCGGGUUGUAUAUCCUUAUUAUCUGCGCUUGUUUAACACCACCGACGACGCCGAAGACCCCGAUAGACUGUAUGAACUUUACGCCGUAGUCGUUCACAUUGGAGGUGGGCCUUACCACGGCCAUUAUGUCUCCAUCAUCAAGACCCAAGAUCGAGGCUGGCUCCUUUUCGACGACGAAAUGGUGGAGCCCGUGGACAAGGCCUACGUGCGCAACUUCUUCGGCGGAGAGAACGUCCUUGCUUGCGCUUAUGUUUUGUUCUAUCAAGAGACCACAUUCGAGGCGAUGCAGAAGGAGCAGGAGGCCGAGAACCUUGCCGCCGCAAAGCAAGCAACAGAGGCCGAGCAGGAGGCCGUACCAGUAGCAGCACCCAAGGCGAACGGCACAGCAAACGGCCAUCCUUUGCAGCAUGCCACUACACCGACACCGGAGGUCGAUGAGCAACUGCCAAAGUUGAACCAUGCAGCCACCGCACCGCCGCUUCCAACGACACCCCACUAUCCAUUAGAGAGCGUCCCUACGAGCAUACCUCAAUUGAACAACAGGAAGAGCGCCGCGGCAAUGAAGAAGGAGAAAGCAAAGGAAGAGAAAGAAAGAAAGGCUGCCGAGAAAGAACUCGAGAAGCAGCAGAAGCUAAAGAGAAAGGAGCUUGAGACACAGAGGCGCGAGAAUUAUAAACGGCAAGAAGACGAGCUCAAACAAGCACUUGCGGCAAGUAAAUCCACUGCAAAAGCAGACGAGGAGAAGAGGCGGCGAGAAGGGGGUUCUGACGAGGGGGAUAAAGAAGACAAGGAGGCGCUGAAGGAGAAGGAGAAUGGAUCAUUCGGCAAGACUAGCCUGAGUCGCUUCAGACACAGUAGCAUGAGCAUACGGCACAAACCGAAGUUCUGGUCUGGAAAUCACAAGCACGAAGAUUCGGAGCACGAAACUCCUUCGACACCAGGUACAGACGUCGAUGAGAAGCCCGAAAAGUCGAAGAAUCGUUUCAGCAUCGGGCGCAAGAAGUCUACAUUCCAUCUCUGAUCAACGGUUGAUCCGAGGUUUCUUUCCAUCUAUCGGAGUAUGGCAGGUUCACGAAGGUGUCCAUUGUUUUGAGCCCAGCAUCUCUUACUUUUGCACUGUUGCAACUCUGUACAUUGGCGCAACACUUGUCUAUACAUUCGUCAUUCAUAGGAGAAAGAAUUGGGCGAGACCAAUUCGAGUUAUUAUUCUAUUGCCUGCGAUACCUGGCGGUGGUUUCAGCGACACAGUGACC